Sinocyclocheilus grahami is the source of this 1050-nucleotide messenger RNA. Its product is annotated as protein LBH-like. Lineage: Eukaryota; Metazoa; Chordata; Actinopteri; Cypriniformes; Cyprinidae. The record is from RefSeq and is a predicted model, not a curated record. Bases 107 to 385 code for a protein of 92 amino acids. Gene Ontology annotation, biological process: positive regulation of DNA-templated transcription. Gene Ontology annotation, cellular component: nucleus. The transcript has 3 exons.
CGGAGACCCAGCAGCUGAUGAGGUGCGCUCGAGACGCUCGCCGGCUGAAGACCCAGCGAUAUUUCCACUGACUAGCAGCGGCUGAUGCGCCCGCAGCUGAGCCGUGAUGACUGACGUGAUGAUCAGCGCCACACCGAUGGACGACAUGAGGCUCAGUCCCAGCAAAGACCGCCUGACCUUCCAGAUCUUUCCGGAUCCCUCAGACUUCGAGCGCUGCUGUAAGCUGAAGGACCGUCUGCCGUCUAUCGUGGUGGAGCCGACGGAGGGCGAGGUGGAGAGCGGGGAGCUGCGCUGGCCUCCUGAGGAGUUCCUGGUGAGCGAAGAGGAGGAGGAAGAGUGCGAUGGAAACCUGCAGAACGAACAGAUGCAGAACUCUCAGCAUUAGAGAGGAACCAACUGACUCUCUCUCUCUCUCUCACACACACACACACACACACACACACACUGAUUCCCAGGGAUAGAAUAGAGGAUCACACCAACGCAUACAGAACAACUGAUCCACUGACAUCCGUUCGCUCGGACCAUGAGCUGGACUUCAUUCCCACCAGAGUGUGUGUGUGUGUGUCAGAAGAUUAUUCCUAAUGGUGAUGGUCUGUCCUGCACUCAUUCCUGUUAUUUACAUGCUUUUCUGAAUAACACCAAUCUUCCUGACCAGAUGCCAUUAGUGUUUGUAUGUGGAUUUUACUGUUAAUAUUCUGUAGAUGAAUGACCGGUAAGAUGUCUUUAGUGUGUCAGUCUGCAUCAGUCCUGAAUUCUGUCGGAGAAACCGCAGCCGUCUUCCUUUCAUCUGAUGUUGCUGUAUUUGUCCACAGCAGGACUGACCGUGUGUCAUGUUCUUAUGGAUCCUGUGUUUGUGUGUCUGUAUGCAGUAUAUAUAUAUAUGUGUAGAUGUCAGUGUUUGUGUUGCGGGUCUGUCACAGAAUCACUUCCUGACUGUUCAUCUGUAAAGACUCAGGGAGUUUGCUCUUAUUUUGUAUGUACACUGCUUCUUCUCUGACCGACAGAGGCUGUAAAUAAACCAUUUGAAAGUGCUUUACAAACCAGUGCUUC